UUUUGAUGGAGAUUUUAUGAAGAUUUGAUGAGGAUUUGAUGGAGAUUUGAUGGACGUCUGAUGGACGUUUCUUGCAAGAUUAUGUUCUGUCUCCAAAGUUAUUAUCUGAAAAUUCAGACAAUUUUGCGGCCAAUGAGUUCGUCAUCUGUUCAUGAGACACAAAUGGAAAGUGAUGCUGAUGGCGAUCGCGAUGGCCAUGGCGAUGGCGAUGGCGAUGGCGAUGGCAAUGGCGAUGGCAAUGGCGAUCCUACCGUCUUCACCCGAAUCGAACGCCUGGUCACGAUAACCAUAUUUGUUGGUCCAACUUUCAGUCCAGAUACGGCGAUAAUGACCGGGCGUCCUGUUCGAGUGAAGACGGAAGCUGUGCAUGCGGCCAUGCGUAGAUGGCUGUGGAGUCUGUGGACUCUGAAGUCAUCUGAUGAUAUGGCAGAAGAGAGGAUUUGAUUUUUUCAGAACAUUACACGCGGUGAACGUUGUUUCUUUAUGUGUUUGUGUGUUUGUAAUUUGUUUCCAGAAAGCUGCAUGCAGUAGAUUACUGUUCUGUUUGAGAAAGUAAUACUGUCUUUUAAAUUAAUGAUGAAUUCAGGAAUGAGGUUCAAUUUUGUAGUUGCUAGUAUUUCUUCUAAGCUGUGAUUAAUCCUCUUUUUUCCUUUCUUGUUUUUCAAAGGGCGACGGCCUUGAAAUGACAUGCCAUCUUCCAACUGACCGGCUCUGGGGAAAUUAGUAAAUUACUAAGUUCAGA
Messenger RNA from Chara braunii, 742 nucleotides. The record is from the annotation of a GenBank genome assembly. NCBI's taxonomy places the organism in Eukaryota, Viridiplantae, Streptophyta, Charophyceae, Charales, Characeae.